AUGAAACUAAAAUUUUGCUUACUAUUGUUUCUGUUUGUAGAGUGUGUUUUUUUCAAAGUGCAAUGCAAAUGUGUGAAGGGGUGUGAUAUAGCUUUAGCUUCCUACUAUGUCAAACCUGCAUUUAUAUUCCAAAAUAUAACAAACUUUAUGCAAUCAAAGAUUGUGUCAGUGUCCCAUUCUUCUGAAAUUAUAAUCAGAUACAAUAAAGAUAUAGUAUCCAAUCAUGGUGAUCUUUUUUCCCUAUUUAGAGUCAACAUUCCAUUUCCAUGUGAUUGUAUUGGAGGUGAAUUUUUGGGACAUGUGUUUGAAUACACAGCAAAUAAAGGAGAUACUUUUGAUUUGAUUGCAAAUUAUUAUUAUGUAAGUUUGACUUCGGUUGAACUUUUACAAAAGUUCAACAGCUAUGAUCCAAAUAAUAUACCUAUUAAGGAAAAGGUUAAUGUCACUGUCAACUGUUCUUGUGGGAACAGCCAGGUUUCAAAAGAUUAUGGCUUGUUUGUUACUUAUCCACUAAGGUCUUCGGAUACUCUUGAGAAGAUUGCAAGGCAAUCUAAUCUUGAUGAAGGGUUGUUACAAAGUUACAAUUCUGGUGUCAAUUUCAGCAAAGGGAGUGGGAUAGUGUUUAUUCCAGGAAGAGAUCAAAAUGGAGAUUAUGUUUCCUUGUAUCCUAGAAUAGGUCUGGCCUUCUAA
Messenger RNA from Vicia faba (fava bean), 690 nucleotides. NCBI's taxonomy places the organism in Eukaryota, Viridiplantae, Streptophyta, Magnoliopsida, Fabales, Fabaceae. The record is from the annotation of a GenBank genome assembly.